CUUUUGCCCUCCUCCGCGCGCGGCUUCCGCUUCCGCUUCGAGCGUCAAACAUGGCCACGUCCAGGCUCGAGAUCAAUUUCAUCCGGUUGCUGUCGCGCUGCGAAUCUCUGGCUUCGGAGAAGAGAAACGAGACGGAAUGGAGGCUGGAGAAGUACGUCGGCGCUCUCGAGGAGAUGCUUGUUGCCCUUAAAAAGAGUCCCAGCAAACCCACACCAGAAAUGCUGACAGACUACAACCGCAAGGUGGACUUCCUCAAGGGUCUCCUGGAGGCGGACAAACUGGUCAGCACUUGCUCGAAGUCUUUAGCCAAUCAGUUUCUGGCUCCCGGACGGACGCCCACGAUGUCCAGCGAGAGAACGCCGACCAGCAAGACGGUGCACAUUCAGAGCAAAGCGCGGUGUGCUGGAGAAAUGAGGAAGGAGCUGAUGAGCACCGCCGCGUCACGUUCUGGCUCGCUGGAUACGGACCUCAGACACAGAAAGAGCAUUCCUGUAGACGAGCGGCAGUCGGCGGCGGAGCUGGACUCGAUCCUACAGCAUCAUCACAACCUGCAGGAGAAGCUGGCCGAUGACAUGCUGAAUCUCGCUCGCAACCUGAAGAACAACACGCUCGCGGCCCAGAACAUCAUUAAGCAGGACAACCAGACUCUCACUCAGUCUAUGCGUCAGGCCGACAUGAACUUCGAGAAACUGAAGACUGAAUCGGAGCGUCUGGAGCAGCACGCCAAGAAGUCCGUCAACUGGUUCCUGUGGCUGAUGCUGAUCGUGGUCUCCUUCACGUUCAUCAGCAUGAUCCUCUUCAUAAGACUGUUCCCGCGACUCCGAUGAUGUUAGAACCGCUAGGAUUGAUUUAUCCGUUAAGACGCUAGCUAUAAGCGGUCCUCUGCUCGACGGCCUCAAAUCAUUCAGUCAGCUUUCAUUCCCGCCGAAAUGGACGCUGUUGUCGACGCCAAAACGUUUUUUUUCCGGAAAAUCAGCGGUAAGUGUUUGAUAACUACAAACUCGGUCAAUUAAACGCUUAAUCUGACCACAGAUGUUAUAAAUACUAACUCUGACUUGUCUUUUUAAAGAUGCGGUCAGUUUUCCCCCCCGAAGUCUUUUCAUUUCCAACAGUUUCGUGUAAUCUAGCUAUAUUUUGACACUAUAUACGAGCGUUUUGAGACAGUUCCAUUCCAUCCGGCUUCAUCGGGCUUUCUUUUUCACUUUCUCACGUACGGGCCGAGCUGUUUUAAGGUCCGGUCGGCUUGUCCAGACUCGCCGCGUCGAUCAGGAAAUGCUCUGGCAAACAGCAGGAAGCAUUUUUGCCGUCGGAAGCACAGAUGGCUGCCGUCUUCUUCUCCACCCGGAGAGUGAAUGGCUCAAAUCUAGCUGCUAACGUUCCCUAUACAGCACGUGGACAGAGUAUUACGUGGUUUGUUCCCCUGCGGUUCUAUCGGUGGAUCUUAAUGUUCGUCUGAAGCGCUCCGUCGAUGAUCGGUUGUUUCUCCGUGUGAUUAUUUUCGCCUGUGUAAUCCAUUCACGUGAACGCAGACGCUCAUUGGCUAGUCCUUGUUUUCUAUCAGGUCUGUUCGAAGUUACCUUAAGAAAAAAAAAAAAAGUGUUAUUUUAAUAAAAUUAUUUGCAAUCCGCCUA
Molecule: messenger RNA, 1631 nt
Organism: Puntigrus tetrazona (Sumatra barb)
Lineage: Eukaryota; Metazoa; Chordata; Actinopteri; Cypriniformes; Cyprinidae
Gene: use1
Product: unconventional SNARE in the ER 1 homolog (S. cerevisiae)
Exons: 8
Coding region: 51-827 (258 amino acids)
Biological process (GO): retrograde vesicle-mediated transport, Golgi to endoplasmic reticulum
Cellular component (GO): SNARE complex; endoplasmic reticulum
Molecular function (GO): SNAP receptor activity
Source: RefSeq, a predicted model, not a curated record